Messenger RNA from Eurypyga helias (sunbittern), 3462 nucleotides. It is a transcript of the gene TJP2, whose product is annotated as tight junction protein 2. Bases 1 to 3462 code for a protein of 1153 amino acids. Gene Ontology annotation, molecular function: cell adhesion molecule binding. The transcript is spliced from 22 exons. The record is from RefSeq and is a predicted model, not a curated record. Lineage: Eukaryota; Metazoa; Chordata; Aves; Eurypygiformes; Eurypygidae. Gene Ontology annotation, biological process: protein localization to cell-cell junction; positive regulation of blood-brain barrier permeability; cell-cell adhesion. Gene Ontology annotation, cellular component: plasma membrane; bicellular tight junction.
AUGAAGACAGCUCAAGCUCUGCAGAGAAUGUGGUCACAUGCAGUCAAAAAGUUGGGGAUUUUGAAAGGGCACGCCCCAGGCAUGGAAGAGCUGAUAUGGGAACAGUACACUGUGACCUUACAAAAGGAUUCAAAACGAGGAUUCGGGAUCGCUGUCUCUGGCGGCAGAGAUAACCCUCAUUUUGAAAAUGGUGAAACAUCGAUAGUCAUUUCCGAUGUUCUCCCAGGUGGUCCAGCAGAUGGAUUACUUCAAGAAAAUGACCGGGUUGUCAUAGUUAAUGGGACCCCAAUGGAAAAUGUUCCACAUUCUUUUGCAGUCCAGCAGCUUCGUAAAAGUGGAAAAGUGGCGACCAUUGUAGUGAAAAGACCAAGGAAAGUGCAGGCUGCUGCACUGAGGAGAAGCCCUUCCCUUGACUAUGAGGACAGAGCUUUAGAUGUAAUGGAUGACCACGCAGAAUUUGAUGGCAAAAGUGCUCGAAGUGGCUAUAGCGAGAGGAGCUGGCAUACUGGUAAUGGAGGGCGCAGCCAAAGCUGGGGAAACAGCCUGGAUCAGAGCUAUAGAGAUGAACAAGACAGAGGGCGGAACCGAAGCCGAGGCCGUGACAGGGAAUGCAGCUACAGCCGCGAUCGAAGUCGUGGUAGGAGCGUCGACAGGAGCUUGGAUCGAGACUAUAGAAGAGAUCGGAGCAGGGGAAGGAGCAUCGACAGGGAUGGCGGCUAUGAACGGGACUACAGAGGAGACUACAGCCCACCCAGUUACAGUCACGGCUCUCAGCCUGAUCCUAGAUACGGGAGGGAAGUGAGGAGUCGAAGUCAGGACAGGCUUCGUUCCCGAAGUCCCACGCCUGAUCUACACCUUCAGCAUGAGUACCUAGGACCGCAGGAUCAGAAUGGACCGGUUAGUGUCCUCUUAACAAAGGGCCGACAUAACGAAGAAUAUGGUCUCCGGCUUGGAAGUCAGAUCUUCAUAAAAGAAAUGACCCGCACUGGCCUAGCAACCAAAGACGGCAACCUUCACGAAGGGGAUAUCAUUGUCCAGAUCAAUGGUACCGUGACAGAGAACAUGUCUUUAGCUGACGCCCGAAAAUUGAUUGAGAAGUCACGAGGAAAGCUCCAGCUGGUUGUCCUCAGGGACAGAAAGCAGACACUGCUCAACAUUCCUUCACUGAAUGACAGCGACUCAGAAAUGGAUGACAUUUCUGAAAUAGAGUCAAACAGAUCAUUCUCCCCUCAAGAUGACAGAUUACAUCAUUCUGAUAUAGAUUCGCAUUCAUCCAAUGAAAAGCUGAAAGAGAAACCAAAUGCAAAAGAUGAUCCAUCCAGUAGGAUGUCCAGGAUGGGAGCAAUGCCUACACCAUUCAAAUCGACUGGUGACAUUGCUACUCCUGCUGUUACAGUUGUAGACACAAACAAAGAACUGAAGUACCAAGAUGACCCAGCAGUGUCUCAACCAAAAGCAGUUACAAGAACGAUUCUUAAACCCAGCCCUGAAGAUGAAGCAAUAUAUGGUCCUAAUACCAAAAUGGUGAGAUUCAAAAAAGGGGACAGCGUGGGUCUUCGGCUGGCUGGUGGAAAUGAUGUAGGGAUAUUUAUUGCUGGAAUUCAAGAAGGCACCUCAGCUGAUCAGGAGGGACUGCAGGAAGGAGAUCAGCUUCUUAAGGUAAACACUCAAGACUUCAGAGGCAUUGUUCGGGAAGAUGCUGUUUUGUAUCUCUUAGAAAUUCCCAAAGGUGAAACAGUGACGAUGUUGGCUCAAAGCAAAUAUGAAGUCUACAGAGACAUCAUGGCCUGUGGCAGAGGAGAUUCCUUUUUCAUCAGGAGCCACUUUGAGUGUGAAAAAGAGUCACCACAGAGCUUAGCAUUCACCAGAGGGGAGAUCUUCAGAGUAGUUGACACGCUGUAUGACGGUAAACUGGGAAACUGGCUGGCCGUGAGAAUUGGAAACGAACUGGAAAAGGGCCUCAUUCCAAAUAAGAGUAGAGCUGAGCAGAUGGCCAGUGUUCAAAAUGCCCAAAAAGAUGGCUCGAGCGACAGGGCGGACUUCUGGAGAACACGUGGCCAGCGGUCAGGUGGGAAGAAGAAUCUGAGGAAGAGUCGUGAAGAUCUGACCGCGAUUGUAUCUGUGAGCACAAAAUUCCCAGCUUACGAGCGAGUUCAGUUGCGUGAGGCUGGUUUUAAGAGACCUGUGGUGAUAUUUGGCCCUAUCGCAGAUGUCGCUAUGGAGAAGUUGUCAAAUGAUUUGCCUCACCUGUACCAGACAGCAAAGACGGAACCCAGAGAUGCAGGUUCGGAGAAGUCAACUGGGGUAGUGCGCUUGAACACCGUGAGGCAGAUCAUUGAGCAGGAUAAACAUGCUCUGUUGGAUGUGACUCCGAAGGCAGUGGACCUGCUAAAUUAUACCCAGUGGUUUCCCAUUGUGGUCUUCUUUAACCCAGACAGUAAGCAGGGUGUGAAAACCAUGAGACAAAGGCUAUGUUCCACAUCUAACAAGAGCUCGAGAAAACUUUAUGAGCAAGCAAACAAACUGAAGAAAACUUGUUCCCACCUCUUCACAGCCACCAUCAAUUUGAAUUCAGCCAAUGAUAGCUGGUAUGGUAGUCUGAAAGAUACAAUUCAGCAGCAGCAAGGAGAAGCAGUAUGGGUAUCGGAAGGAAAGAUGGACAGCAUGGAAGAUGAUGCAGAUGAUCGUAUGUCUUACCUUACUGCAAUGGGUGCUGACUAUUUGAGUUGUGACAGUCGACUGAUCAGUGACCUGGAGGAUACAGAUGGAGAAGGAGGUGCAUACACUGAUAAUGAACUUGAUGAGCCCUUGGAUGAACCAAAGAUUUCAUCUGUCAGCCGGUCCUCUGAACCUGUGCAUCAUGAGGAGGGAAAGUUACAAAACAGAGAGGAUCUGUACGACUUCCCCAAGAGCACGGACCCCAAGUCGGGUAACGUCGCUGUCAGCAGCGAGACUCACGCCGCCUCAGCUAAAGCAGCACCACCGCCUGUUUCUGCGAAACCUGCCUUUGGGCGUCCCAUCCUGAGAAACUCUCAGCCCACAGCCCCACCUGCAGAGGAAGAGGAGGAAGUAAAGUUGGAAGAGGAGGGAAGUGAACAAGAAAAUACUCCAAAAUCUGUACUGAGGAAAGUCAAAAUAUUUGAGGAGAUGGAUCAUAAGGCAAGAAUGCAAAGGAUGCAAGAGCUACAAGAGGCCCAGAAUGCCAGGCUUGAAAUAGCCCAGAAGCACCCAGAUAUUUAUGCUGUCCCUGUCAAAACACAGAAGUCGGAGCAGAACUGGCCCCAGCCUGUGAGCUCCAGACCUCCAGAACCCCAGAAACCUCCUGUCAGACCAUACCUAGAGCACGGCGGCAGUUACGGCAGCGAUGCGGAGGAGGAGGAGGAGUACCGGCGGCAGCUAUCAGACCACUCUAAGAAGGGGUAUUACGGACAGCCAUCCAGAUACAGAGACACGGAAUUGUAG